AUGGUGGCCAGCUUGGCAGGUCUACGGUUCUUGUUGAUGAUAUUGUUGUUCUGCGGGAUCGGAUACGGCGCCUGCAGCCAGGAAGCCCCGCUGGUUCUGGGGCUGCGACUGGAAGAUCCGACGGGUCUGGUGUAUAUGAAGGAUCGGAUCCUCUCGGCGCCAGAAGGAGCCACGUUCAAGAUCCGUCUCUUCGGGGCUGAUCUGAAUGGAAGCUGGCCGUGGGUGGCGUUCGCGAGGGCAGCUGGCGGAGCCGCCGGGGCGGUCGGGGAUGCGCCUGACCCGUGCGCGGAGGAGUCCAACCGUCACGAGUCCGCUUUCCAGGUGACCGGUUCUUUCGAGCCGGAUGAGGACUACAGCGGGCUCUUAACGGUGGAGGUCCAGCAGAGGAGCAUUUCUGGCGAGCAGACCUACCACCACCUGUGCGUGCUGAGCGGAGGCAAAUGGGAAUCUGCGGGCCCGGACAGACUGCGGAUAAACCCGGACAAGAAUCAGCCCGCAGACUACAUCCCGCCCUGGGGUCUGGCCGUGCUGAUAGUGGUCCUGCUGGUGAUCUGCGCGGUGCUGAGGACUGUGAACCUGAGCCUGCUGUGGCUGGACCCCGUGGAGCUCUAUGUGCUUCACAGCUGUGGUUCCGAGGAGGAGAAACGGGCCGCCAAGCGCCUGGAGCCAAUCAGGAGGAGGGGGAACUUCUUGACAUGCGCCCUGCUGUUCCUGUGUGCUCUGGGACACUCGGUCCUGGGGGUCCUCCUGUACCAGGCGCUGGGCUCCAUCGUCUCCGCCGUGUUCACCAGCGGCUUCCUCAUCUUCUUCCUGGCCGAGCUGGGCCCUCACAUCCUGUGCUCCGGUUACGGGUUCCAGCUGGCCCCUGGUCUGACCUGGCUGGCCCAGGUUUGUAUGGUCCUAACAUGCCCCCUGUCCUGCCCUAUGGGGCUGAUCCUGGACCUGGCGCUGAGGAGGGACAUCAGCACCUGUGGGAUAAGGGAAAGAGCCAUGGAGAUGAUCCGUACCAGCAACAACGACCCUUACAGUGAGUUUGUGAAGGAGGAGUUCAGCCGCGGGAUGCUGCGCACCAAGACCGUGGAGGACAUCCUGACCCCCCUGAAGGACUGCUUCAUGCUGCCCAGCUCGGUCAUCCUGGACUUCUCCACCAUGUCUGAGAUCAUGCAGAGCGGAUACACUCGGGUGCCCAUAUACGAGGAGGAGAGGGCCAACAUCGUGGAGAUCCUGUACGUGAAAGACCUGGCUCUGGUGGACCCGGACGACUGCACCCCUAUGACGACCAUCACCAAGUUCUACAAUCACCCGCUGCACUACGUCUUCAACGACACCAAACUGGACGCCAUGCUGGAGGAGUUCAAGAAAGGCAACUCCCACAUGGCCAUCGUCCAGAAGGUGAACAACGAGGGAGAGGGAGAUCCUUUCUACGAGGUGCUGGGAUUGGUCACCUUAGAGGAUGUCAUCGAGGAGAUCAUCAAGUCAGAGAUCCUGGAUGAGUCUGACGGCUACUUGGACCGGAAAGUGAAGCGUCCCCUCGCGCCGCUGGAGAUACCUCUGGAGCCUCGCAGCGUCCACGAGGAGUUUUCUCUUUUCAAGCCACCUGAAGGAGAACCCAAGAUCCGAACCUCGCCACAACUCCUGCUGGCAACACACCGCUUCCUGUCCAGAGAAGUGGAGCACUUCAGCCCCGGACGUGUGUCCGAGAAGGUCUUGUUCCACCUGCUCCGUCACCCCAGUGUCAACCAGGAAGUGCACUUUGACCCAAACAACCGGCUGAGCGCGGGGCACUAUCUCUACACACGAAACCACCCGGUGGACUAUUUCAUCCUGCUGCUGCAGGGUCGUGUGGAGGUGGAGAUCGGUAAAGAGGGGCUGAAGUUUGAGAAUGGGGCUUUCACAUACUACGGCGUGUCUGCUCUAACGCUGCCAUCUUCAGUGCACCAGUCUCCAGUGUCGACCCAGCGUCACUCUCCCAGGGAUCCCUUUGACUCAGCAGAAGCUACAAGCUCGUCCAGCUAUUGUCCCGACUACACCGUCCGAGCGCUCACAGACCUGCAGCUCAUUCGGGUGACACGUCUCCAGUAUUUGAACGCGCUCAUGGCGUCGCGGGUCGGCCAGAGUCCAGAUCCUCCUGAGAUUAAGAUCCUGCCCAACAGUCAGACCAAGCUGCUCAACGACAGGAACACCACACAAGGUGGCAGUAGAACGCAGGAGACCUCCACAGAAGACGAGUCUCAUGGGUAACGCGGUUCUGUCUGCCCCGCUGUUAAAGACCUCCUUCAACCACGUAGAGAUUUUAGUUUGUUGUUUGUUUUUUACUGAUGAAUCAUCUAUGGCUGGAACGUAGUUAUUGGACAAGACUGGAGUGAUUUUUAUCUGAAGAUUCGCCGCUCACACUUCUCAUCUCCAUCCCGAUUCAUGUAUGUGCUUUUUAUUGCAUUUAUUAUCUUAUGUUUUUUUUAUACACUAUAGACUAUAUGGGUGUAUAUAUAAUAUAUAAAUACAUUUUAUUUUAAUUUGGCGGUGCCUUCCUUCCAGGUUUAGCCUUUCGUACCAAGCGCUGCAUUGCCAUUCCUCACUUUUGCCUGUCUGGGUGCCAAAGCUUACGUUUGUGUGUGUGUGUGUGUGUGUGUGUGUGUGUGUGUACUGAAGAAUCCGUCCGUUUGAGACACUAAAAACACACAAGUUGGCUAAAAGCAGAUUUGCACAUUAAAUGUGUGCCCUGUUGAUAGUAUGAAGCCGUUAAGGUACGUCCGGAUUUUAAACCCACACACAACACUGCAGCCAGACGUAGAGGUGCGUUUGCUCGCGUGUGUGUAACCAAAAAAAUGAUUUCAUCUUUGAGCUUUCAAUGGCUGAUGGUUAGUUUAUACUUUAAAUCUUCAAGUUAAAAGAAGUGUUGCGUAAAGGUCUUCCAGAGUGGCCCAGGACGUGAUGCAAAGUUCAAAAAUUAAAAGCAUUAAACUGUCCGUGCUAACAGAGAGUGAGUAUUUUGAUAAUUAAUUAAUCUUUUAGUCAUUUUUCAUGCAGAAAAACUUUGUCUUGCGUGAUAAUAAACUGAAUAUCUUUGGGUUUUGGACUGUCUGUCAGGCAAAACAAGAUAUUUGAAGAUGUCAUCUUGGGCUUUAAGACAAAUGUGAUUGGAAAUUUUAAUAGAUCAAAUGAUUAACAGAGAAAAUAAUCUCCAGACUAAUGAAAAUAAUUUUCCGUCGCAGCCCUAGUUGUAUUUUAAAGGCCAAUUUAUACUUCUGCGCCGAUUCUACGCCGUAGCCUGGCGCGCAUCUCCCCCAAAAUGCCGCCAUUGUAGCAGCCCAAAACACCAACGCACAAGUGUAAAUGCUCACGACGGCGUAGACUUGUCGCAGAAGUAUAAAUUGGCCUUAUCGUGUUUCAGGUUGUGUAUUUUUUGCCAAACAGUAUCUCAGAAUGAGCUUCAUUGAAGUGUGUAGUUUGACUCUGCAGCGAAACCGACCUUCAGGCGAGAGGCAGGACUGACGGAGAUGAUUGGUCAGCAGGGCUGUGUAUGAAACCUCAGUGCUGUUGUUUUUGGUGCCAACUCAUCAGAUGGCAUCAAUCUGGUCAGAUUCAUAAUUUAGUGUUUUUUUUAUAUGAGAUAAUCCCUGAUUGUUUCAGUUAUUUUAAGGAUUUUAGACUGUAUUUAUUCGGGCGAUGUUCUUUUUUUAGACUAUAUUUAGUUCUGUAUUUUGAUGGUUAGAUGAAACAAGCAUUUCUGACAUUUUUAUUGCCACAGCUAUUUAUCAAAUAUCAAAUAACCAGCAGAUUAAUUGAUAAUAAAAUAAUUGUUUGUUGCACAUGUUUAUAUGUCUCAAAGUAUUAAAAGAUAUUUAAAAACCUUUUUCGAUACCAAAACUCAGAUAGCAGCACUACACUAACCCAGUCCUACUGUAUAGUCUAAUUACUGUAAUUGAUCACCAGGAAAUCUAACGAUGAUUUUGAUCAUCAAUCGAUCCUAAAAGUCAUUUUUCAAGCGAAAAUGCCAAAACAUGUGCAGGUUCCAGCUACUUUAGAUCAUCGUAAUCUGAAUACAUCUUUGGGUCUUGGAUUGUUUGUCACAGACGUCACUUUGGGCUUUAAGAAAUAGUGAUUAUUGUUUUGGUAUUUUGUCACUAUAUUCUUACCUUUUUAUAGACAGAAUAGCAAAUCAGAAGAAAAAAAAAUGAGGGAGAGUAUUAGUUAAUAAAGUUCCUUGCAGCUCCAUGUUCCUAUCCUGGGAUAGAUUAAGGAUAAAGCUGGAGAUAUUCUACAACGUUGUUAAUAAAUCCUAUAAAAACAAAACAAAACCAACAACGUACUCUGUCAGUGACUCCUGCUGAAGACGUAAAUAUUUAACACCUCACAAAUACAUUUUACAAUUGUGCAUUUGUUAGGGACUAUUUUCAGCGGCGAGCUCUGCGGCGUUCAGUGAAGCUUUUUAGGAUUUGUUGACAUUGAGAAAAAUCUAGAAUAUCACCAGACUUUUCCUUAAAUGUAAACGUGGCGGUGCUUCUAAAAAGACGUUGAUUGUGUGACGAGUCGUGUCGACCCAGGUUGAUGCGCUUUGAUAUUUGAGGGGAGCCCCAAGACAAACACAUUAAGCAAGGCAUCGGAGAAUCUGUGGUCCAGCAGAGGGCGCUAUUAUUCUGAAGCCUGCACUUCAUCUCAUGUAAUUUAAACCCUGGCACAGGAAUUCAGAUUAACAGUAAAUCAGCAUGUGGUCAGAUUCAGCUGUAAACAUCCCUUUAUUCGUCCAAGGAGAUUCAUGUUUCCUACAAAUCUUAAAGCACCUUGUUUGUUAUCCUGUCUGAUAUAUUUGAGUCCUGUUCACAUUCCAGUACAUGUUCACAUCUGUCUGUUUUUAUCUGUCUAUGAAUGUGUGUGUUUGUGUGUGUGAGACAUACAGUAUUUCACUAAUACAUGUCAGCAAGCAAGCAUCCAGCCUUCCUCUUAACUCCCAUAUGUGUAUGUUGAUACCAUAACAUGCAUUUUAAGCAUCCGUCAGUCAUUCUUGCAUGUGUGUAAACGUGUGAAAUAUGUCAGAAAUUAUCUAAACUACCCCCCUUGUGCUCCCUGUGUUUGUACAUUAAUAUAUUAUAAUGAUUAGGAGGAAAAGGGCGAGGCAGAAUCUCUCCACAACAAAACAGUGGUCAGGUUUGGAUUCUCCAAGUUUUAUUUUAAUGUAAUACUCACGCGCCCAAAUGUACGUUGAGAAAGUCGCUGUGAUCAUUCCUCCUAUGCAUACUGGUUAGAAAGCGACUCCUUUUGUAGUGCGACUACAAAAAAGUUUAAAAUGUUGAGGACAAACGGAAACGGGGGAUAACGGUGGAGGCUAUCGGACAGCCUUUCCUGCAUUCACUACGUUGCACUUUAGUGGUUCACACAUAAAUAGGAAAAGGAGCUUUAAAGAGCUGACUGAAGUGGGUGUGAAUGUUGGAUGGCGGGUUUCAGAUAGUUACAGAACUGUGAAGAAGGCAAGAAGGUGGUAGAGGAAGUUAUCCGACCCCUAACCAUGACCUAAUCUGACCCCGUCCAUAACCUUAUCUAAACCCUAACCAUGACCUAAUCCAAGCUCUAACCAUUAACUCAUCUAAACCAUAACCUAAGCUCUACCCGUAACCUUCAGUGUAGUCGCAGCACAGGGGGAUUUCCUCCAAACAGUUACACUCUCUCAGCAUAUAUACACAAGGGUAUGUGAGUACUGCAUUAAAGUAAAGAAAUCCGAGCUGAACAUUGACGCAGCAGCAGCGAGGUUGCGUGGGAGUCGGCUCUGCGCCAGCUGCGUUCGCACAUUAGCACCGUUUCUGUCUCUUUGCAUUUGGAUUCCACUUGUGUGUUUGAUUUUGCCAUAUUCCAGGAGACGUUUUUGAUUCUGAGUAAAUAUUUUUCAGCUGUUUACUUUUUACUUUGAAACUUCAUUUCUUUGGUAUCGGAAGACUGAAUGUAAAAAGAUAAUCAUUACUUUGUGCUACUUAUACUGAUUGAGAUAGAUGCUGGUUGGGGGUGAUGUGGAGAACUGUGUAUUAAUAUAUGACUGCUUAGAGUAUAAUUCCAGGAUGUAGUUUUUUAGGUAAUUGGUCUCAGUUUUCAGGUACAGCAACACUGUUACUACAAGAGUUAUUGAGGACUAAACUGUUAAGUCAAUUACUCUUUCUGUCCAGGUUACAUUUGUAUAGAAACUCUCAAUUUUGUUAUUAUUAUUAUUAUUAUUAUUAUUUUAGGGUAUGCUGCCGGUUUUGGGUGUAUUGAGACUCCAUUGCAUUUAACACUUUCAAUAAUCAAGUUUCUUAGGAAAUAAACUCAAUCCUAUUCAAAAUGUG
Micropterus salmoides (largemouth bass) is the source of this 6311-nucleotide messenger RNA. Its product is annotated as metal transporter CNNM3. The transcript has 11 exons. The record is from RefSeq and is a predicted model, not a curated record. Gene Ontology annotation, molecular function: transmembrane transporter activity. NCBI's taxonomy places the organism in Eukaryota, Metazoa, Chordata, Actinopteri, Centrarchiformes, Centrarchidae. The coding region runs from base 1 to 2241 and encodes 746 amino acids. Gene Ontology annotation, cellular component: plasma membrane. Gene Ontology annotation, biological process: transport; magnesium ion homeostasis.